AUGGAGCAACGCCCGGUCCAGUAUGCACAACUUCCCAAGUUUGAGUACCAGACUUUCGAGCGUCACUAUCAGACCUUCGACCGUCAAACCUUUAGCUUUUCAUAUUACCCUGUCAAUACUGCAUCUACGGAUCAUCUGACGCCGCCUAAGGAUCAGGACAAUAACAACAACCCCGUCGAACCAGAUACUGCCCCGGCCGCCGAGACUACCCCUACAGAAGGAUCCGAUAGUGCCCCUGCUGAUGGCUCAACGUCUCCCGAGUCUGAAGGUGCCACCGAAGCAACAACGCCACCACCAGAGGUUGAAGAAACCUCCAACGAUACAACUACUGAAGCAAAAGAGGAAGGCGAAAGUCCCGCCCCAGAAGCAGAGGAGUCCACUCCACCGCCGGAAGAUAGUCCUCCCAGUGAUCCGCCUGCUGAGGAUGCGCCAAAGGACAUAGAAGCGGACCAAGCCCAAGCAGACGAUGCACCGACGAAUGUANAUGAUACACCCCCCGAGGAGAACAAUGAAGCCCCUGACAAUGGUAUGCCUAACAUUGAUAUCAGUUCCCAAAGUCAGCUGACCUUACACAUAGAGGAUAACUUCCCAGGUUGUGAUCCUUCUGCAGAACAUGACAAUGUCGACGCCGACAACAAAGAAGCCGAGGAUCAAGCAGCCGAAGACGCUAAUGUCGAAGAUGAAACGCCAGCGGAUGCAACCACGGCCGACUUGAUCGACGUUGAUAUCGACAAGGACGCGGAGAAUGCAACAGAACAGCCACCUGCAGAAAGUCAAGAAGAGGGCGAAGCUGCGCCCUCGAGCAAUGACGAUGCCCCCGAAGCCGACGGCGUUGGCGGGGACGGUGGUGGCGAUGCAUCGCCUGAAGAACCGGCUGCGGACUCGAAGGAAGAGGCUCAAGAGCAGGAGACCGAAGCACAACCUGAGCCUGCGCCAGAAUCCACGGAAACCCCUGUCGCCCCGGAAGGGCCGGAGGAUCAAAAUCCAGAGGAACAACCUAAUCCUGACACCAGCGAAACCGUGGAUGAAGCACCAACAAACGAGGGGACGCCAGAGCCUACAGAAGAUUUAGCGGCGGACAAAGCCGACGUCGAACCUGAAGCAGAGCCAGCGACUGCAACUGAAGAGGCACCGGAAGAAUCGGCUGCUGCUACCGAAGAGUCACCUGAAGAGGCCGCACAGCCUGAAACAACUGAUGAGGCCUCAACAGAAGUUGAACCAGGCGACAAGCCCUCCGAAGAGGCCCCCGAACCGCCUACCGCUGACGGAGAGUCUGCCGAGAUACCUGCUGAGACGCCCGCCGAGACACCUGUUGAGGAAGCCGCUGUUGUGGAAGAACCUGCCGGAGAGGAUGUUACAGAACAACCUCCGGCUGAAGAGCCCACCGCGGAUGACACAGCAGAUGUACCAGCCGAAGAAACUACAGAAUCAGCGGAACCCGCAGCAGAACCUCCAGCGGAAGAGGCAGAAACUGAGGAGGUAUCUCCCGAGGAAGCCACAAAUUCAGAGUCAGUCGAAGGUCCCACCGAUGAAACUCCAGCGACGGCGGACACCACCCCGGAAGCAGCAAGCUCGGAUGAACCAACAGAUUCUCAAGAGCCAUCUGACGAAAAGCCGACCGAGGAAGUAGUUGCAGGGGAGCCUCCCGCGGAGGCUGCGGCAGAGGAAGCCCCGGCCACAGAGGCCGCAAUCGAAGCGACCCCCAAGGAAGACGCCGACGCGGUACCGGAACCAGAAGAGCCUCCUGCAGACACCGCCACUGAGGAGGCGCCAGCUGAGGAGCCAGUUCAUGUCGAAGAAUCCGAGCAAGUAACAGAAGAGGCAGCUCCUGAAGAGGCCCCAUCGACUGAGGAAGUACCUGUAGAAGAGGGUGUCCGUGAAGUUCCUGAAGAAGCUCUUGCCGAAGAGCCAGCCACUGAAGCGGCGCCCGAAGAGCCCGCUCCUGCAGAAGAACAUAUCGCUGAAGAACCUGCAGCCGAAGAGCCCCCAGCCCCCGAUGAGACACCUCCUGAACCUGCGCCUGAAGAGACUGCUCCAGCUGAAGAGCCUGCUCCAGUAGAGGAGGCUGCUGCUGAAGAAGAGGUUGCUGAAGAGCCUAUCGUCGACGAGCCUGCUGCUCCUGAAGAGCCCGCGAUUGAGGAACCUGCUGCUGUCGACGAACCUGAAGCUGAGGCUGCCAUUGAAGAGUCAGUACCAGCCGAGGAUCCUGCACCUGUCGAAGAAGCUGUUGAGGUACCCACCAUUGAGGAACCUGUCGCCGCUGAAGAGCCCGCUGCCGAAGAACCCGCUGCUGAAGAGCCAACCCCUACCGAGGAGCCCGCUCCGGUUGAAGAGCCCGCUCCGGUUGAAGAGCCCGCUCCGGUUGAAGAGCCCGCUCCGGUUGAAGAGCCCGCUCCGGUUGAAGAGCCCGCUCCGGUUGAAGAGCCCGCUCCGGUUGAAGAGCCCGCUCCGGUUGAAGAGCCCGCUCCGGUUGAAGAGCCCGCUCCGGUUGAAGAGCCCGCUCCGGUUGAAGAGCCCGCUCCGGUUGAAGAGCCCGCUCCGGUUGAAGAGCCCGCUCCGGUUGAAGAGCCCGCUCCGGUUGAAGAGCCCGCUCCGGUUGAAGAGCCCGCUCCGGUUGAAGAGCCCGCUCCGGUUGAAGAGCCCGCUCCGGUUGAAGAGCCUGCCCCGGUUGAGAAAGCUGUCGAGAUUCCCGCCACCGAGGAACCUACCACCACUGAGGAACCUGCCGCCUCUGAGGCGCCCGUCGCCGAAGAGCCUGUCACCGAAGAACCGGCUCCGGUCGAAGAACCUGCUCCCGAGGAGCACGCUGCCGCUGAAGAACAACCGCCAGUAGAAGAGUCUUCGUCUGUUGAAGAGGUUCCCACUGAACAAGCUGUUGACGACCCUGCACCAGUGGAAGAACCUGCUCCGGUGGAAGAGGCUACCCCUGCUGCAGAAGAACCUGCCCCGGCGGAGGAGCCUGCUGCUGACGAGCAAACAACCGCGGAAGAAUCAGUCCCAGUAGAAGAAAUCACCGUCGAAGAGCCUGUUGCAGCAGAAGAACCUGCUCCGGUAGAAGAACCUACUGCAGCGGAAGAGCCCGUUGCGGCGGAAGAACCUGCCGAGGUGGAAGAGCCCGUUGCGGUGGAACCUGCUGCUGAGGAGCCUGCUCCGGAAGCAGCUGCCCCGGCUGAAGAACCCGCCGCUGUGGAAGAACCCGCUGCUGUGGAAGAACCUGCUGCUGUGGAAGAACCUGCUGCUGUGGAAGAACCUGCUGCUGUGGAAGAACCUGCUGCUGUUGUGGAAGAGGCCAUUCCGGUAGAAGAGGCCGUUCCUGCUGAAGAGCAGGCUGCCGUUGAAGACCCUGCACCUGUUGACGAACCCGGUUCAGUCGAUCAACCAGAACCGGCAGAAGAUAUAGCCCCUGCUGAGAGAUCCGUUCCUAUCGACCCGUCAGAAGUCGCUGCGCCGCUAUCGGAAGAACAUGGCGAAAGCGAAGGAUAUGAAGCAGAUCCGAGCUCAGAGCCGUCAGAGGAAACCGAGGCUAUUGAUUCUUCAAGAGGUGAAAUCCUAGCUGGAGCCGCCGCCGGGGCCGCUGCUGCUGCCGCCGCCGCAUCAGUCCACCGAAAAGACUCACGAAGGAAGCACAGAAGAUCACCCGACGCCGACUAUGAUCGGAAGGAGUCUAGGAGCUCUUCUGAUGGCCAUCGAUCCCAACGGCAAAAAGGUGAGCGUGUUGGUAUUGUGGGUCGAUGGGCACAAGCUUUACAAGAGUCCAAGAGACUUCACGAAGAGAAGCAGAAGCAAAAGAUUCAGGUCAUCGAGAAAGAGCGCCGCUCUUUGGACCGUGGAAGAGAGAGAGAAAAGGAUAAGCAGCGAGAGCGUGACCGGGAUCGCGACGAGCGGAGACGGGAACGGGAACGGGAACGAGAGUACGAACGCCAACGCGAGCUCGAGCGUGAGCGCGAGCGCGAGCAAAGACGACAAGAACGCGCGUGCAGACAACAAGAAAAAGAGCGUAUACAACGAGAACAAGAGCGUAUACAACGAGAGCAGGAGCGUAUACGAGAGCAGGAGCGUAUACAACAAGAGCAAGAGCGCAGACAACAAGAGCGUGAGCGCAGACAACUACGAGAGCGCGAACGCGAACAACGUGAACAACGUGAACAACUUGAACGGGAGCAGGAGCGGGAACGCGCAAAGCGCUCUGAGCGAAGCGCAAGAUCAAGGAACUUGGAACAAUCCGAACGUUCGUUGAGCGGGAAAGAGAGCGCACCUGCCAGGUCACACCCACGCUCAGAUCACUCCGGAAGCCAGGACCGCGAGCGCAAGAGCAGCUCUUCAUCUCGCCACACCCAGUCCACAGAACCCAAGCCCCGCUUCUUCCUGAAGUAUAUGGAGGGUCAGUCGGACACCAACGGCCCGCUCCUGAAGAUCAAUGCUGCCAAGGCCUCCGCCAACGUCUACAAAGAUCGUGAGAGAAGGUCAUCCUCCCACCAGAGUCAACGUCAGUCGCAAGAAGGCAAGAGCAGCAGUGAGCGCUCCGGUCGAUCACGUCCCGAGGACGACGAAGAAGCUCGAGCUCGGCGUGAAGCUCGCAGAGAGCGCAAGAGGAUGGAAAUGGAGCAGGAAGCAAGGGCAAGGGAGGAGGAACCCGAGCAACGUCGCCAUCACCGCAGUAGCGGAGAGCAUCGCCAUCGCCAUCACAGGCAUCGUCGCGAGCCGUCUCCUCCACCCAGUGGGCCUUCCAAGCUGAAGACCCUCUUGGGAGCGAUUGCUGCUCACUGA
Molecule: messenger RNA, 4767 nt
Organism: Aspergillus niger
Lineage: Eukaryota; Fungi; Ascomycota; Eurotiomycetes; Eurotiales; Aspergillaceae
Exons: 2
Coding region: 1-4767 (1588 amino acids)
Source: RefSeq, a predicted model, not a curated record